UGUCUCUCUGCACCUCUCUUUCAACACUCAUAAUCAAAAAAAGCAUAUCCUAAGUGUGUUUGUUAACUUGUCCAUCCAUCUAUCAAUCAAUCAGUUCAAUCAAGAGACCAAUCAUCAAUACCGAAUAUAAUCUAUCAUAUCAUGUCCUCCUCUUCUUUAUCCUUGGACCACCUCCCUCCUUCCGAGCAACUUUGUUAUGUUCACUGCAACAUUUGUGACACCAUCCUUGCUGUGAGUGUUCCUUGCACAAGCUUGUUCAAGACUGUUACUGUCAGAUGUGGUCACUGCACUAAUCUUCUCCCUGUUAACAUGCGUGCACUGCUUCUUCCAUCUCCUAACCAGUUUCAUUUUGGACACUCUUUCUUCUCCCCAACUCAUAACCUUCUGCAGGAGGAGAUGCCAAACCAAGUUCCUAAUUUCAUGAUGAACCUCACAAACACACCAAAUGAGUUCUCUAUGCCUCCUAGGACUGUUGCUGAUGAGCUUCCAAGGCCUCCUAUCAUAAACAGACCUCCAGAAAAGAGACAGAGAGUUCCUUCAGCAUACAACCGCUUCAUCAAAGAUGAGAUCCAACGCAUUAAGUCUGUCAAUCCUGAUAUUACUCACAGGGAAGCCUUCAGUGCAGCUGCCAAGAAUUGGGCCCACUUUCCACACAUUCACUUUGGUCUCAUGCCUGAUCAGACUAUGAAGAAGACAAAUGUGUGCCAGCAGGAAGGAGGAGAUGGUGGUCAGGCUCUGAUGAAAGAUGGCUUUUAUGCUUCUGCUAAUCUCGGUGUUUCGCCAUACUAAUAUGCAUCAAUCUUUGUGUGGAUGAAAUCAAGACUUAAUAUAGUAUAAUGUUGUUGUCACUAGUUUGAUCUUUUGUGAUUUUGCAUGCAUGUAAUUUGUUUGUUUUUUUAAGUUAUGGAGUUUUAUGUUGUUGAGUUUUCCUAGUUGUAAUGUAAUGUAGCUGAUUACUUAUCUAAUCAAUAAAUAAUUAGCUUUGUUUUCUCGUUAUAA
Messenger RNA from Vicia villosa (hairy vetch), 999 nucleotides. Its product is annotated as axial regulator YABBY 1-like. The coding region runs from base 142 to 789 and encodes 215 amino acids. Gene Ontology annotation, biological process: cell fate commitment; fruit development; multicellular organism development. The transcript is spliced from 7 exons. The record is from RefSeq and is a predicted model, not a curated record. Gene Ontology annotation, cellular component: nucleus. NCBI's taxonomy places the organism in Eukaryota, Viridiplantae, Streptophyta, Magnoliopsida, Fabales, Fabaceae.